This is a messenger RNA of Rhinopithecus roxellana (golden snub-nosed monkey), 2344 nucleotides long. RefSeq names its product solute carrier family 17 member 2 (gene SLC17A2). Lineage: Eukaryota; Metazoa; Chordata; Mammalia; Primates; Cercopithecidae. Gene Ontology annotation, biological process: transmembrane transport; monoatomic anion transport. Gene Ontology annotation, molecular function: transmembrane transporter activity. The coding region runs from base 498 to 1808 and encodes 436 amino acids. The transcript has 11 exons. The record is from RefSeq and is a predicted model, not a curated record.
AAACCUGGUGCUGUCUGACUGCCAGGUGGCUCAUUAUUUAUCCCUGUAAAACCCUGCAAAACUAUUUGAAAGGGAAGAAGGGACAGAAAACUCCCUCCUUUUCCAAGUUAGCCUUAUAGUCUAGGGCUUAAAAUACUGGUUUAAUGGUGAAGGUAAGUGCUUUUCUUUUUUAUGGGUAGAAGGAUAAUUACCAGUUUACCAAAGGUCCGUUAAGGGGAGGGAACAGUUUUAGGAGAAGUCAGAGAAAAGACAUUAACAGCAACAUAAGGAUCUCCAUCUGGUAAUAUUGCCUAAUUCCAAAAUGAAGAGACUUUCUGAAAAAGAUAACUGAUUCAAUCAAGACCCUAGGGCAAGGCUUGAGAAGCCACUGGUACCAAUGGACACUGUGGACAAUGGUCAUUUCUCCAAGGACGCUAUAAAAGACUGUUGUAGUAAAAGAGAUUCAGGGCACAGGGAAACUCCACCACAAAGUGUGGUACCAUUUCCCACAGAAGCUAAUGGACGGGAAGCCUGCCACCAGGAAAGGUCCAGAUUUCUGUUCAUUACGCUAUGGGCUGGCUCUUAUCAUGCACUUCUCAAACUUCACCAUGAUAACUCAGCGUGUGAGUCUGAGCAUUGCAAUCAUCGCCAUGGUGAACACCACUCAGCAGCAUGGUCUAUCUAAUGCCUCCACUGAGGGGCCUGUUGCAGACGCCCUCAAUAACUCCAGCAUAUCCAUCAAGGAAUUUGAUACAAAGGCCUCUGUGUAUCAGUGGAGCCCAGAAACUCAGGGUAUCAUCUUUAGCUCCAUCAACUAUGGGAUAAUACUGACUCUGAUCCCAAGUGGAUAUUUAGCAGGGAUAUUUGGAGCAAAAAAAAUGCUUGGUGCUGGUUUGCUCAUCUCUUCCCUUCUCACCCUCUUUACACCAUUGGCUGCUGACUUCGGAGUGAUUUUGGUCAUUGUGGUUCGGACAGUCCAGGGUAUGGCCCAGGGAAUGGCAUGGACAGGUCAGUUUACUAUUUGGGCAAAGUGGGCUCCUCCACUUGAACGAAGCAAGCUCACCACCAUUGCAGGAUCAGGGUCAGCAUUUGGAUCCUUCAUCAUCCUCUGUGUGGGGGGACUAAUCUCACAGGCCUUGGGCUGGCCUUUUAUCUUCUACAUCUUUGGUAGCACUGGCUGUGUCUGCUGUCUCCUAUGGUUCACAGUGAUUUAUGAUGACCCCAUGCAUCACCCGUGCAUAAGUGUUAGGGAAAAGGAACACAUCGUGUCCUCACUGGCUCAACAGCCCAGUUCUCCUAGACGUGCUGUCCCCAUAAAGGCGAUGGUCACAUGCCUACCACUUUGGGCCAUUUUCCUGGGUUUUUUCAGCCAUUUCUGGUUGUGCACCAUCAUCCUAACAUACCUACCAACGUACAUCAGUACUCUGCUCCAUGUUAACAUCAGAGAUAGUGGAGUUCUGUCCUCUCUGCCUUUUAUUGCUGCUGCAAGCUGUACAAUUCUAGGAGGUCAGCUGGCAGAUUUCCUUUUGUCCAGGAAUCUUCUCAGAUUGAUCACUGUGCGAAAGCUCUUCUCAUCUUUUGAUAUGCAAGUUUCCUCAUGGGAAUCUCAAGAGGAUUUGGGCUCAUCGCAGGAAUCAUCUCUUCCACUGCCACUGGAUUCCUCAUCAGUCAGGAUUUUGAGUCUGGUUGGAGGAAUGUCUUUUUCCUGUCUGCUGCAGUCAACAUGUUUGGCCUGGUCUUUUACGUCACAUUUGGGCAAGCAGAACUUCAAGACUGGGCCAAAGAGAGGACCCUCACCCGCCUCUGAGGACAUAAAGUUACAAACUUAAUUGCAGUACUGAGCAUGAACUUUUUAAACAUUUUUUACUUAUCUUCAUAUUCUUGACCAUAGACUCAGCAGUUCUUAACUCUGGCUGUGUGUUAGUCUUCCCUGGGGAGCCUUUAUAAGAUACUGAUGCCUGGGACUCACUCCAGAGAUUCUGAAUGAAUUGGUCUGGGGUGGAACCCAGAUACCACUAAUUUUUAGAUACUCCUUAGAGGUUUCUAGUAUGUACCUGGGGUUGACAACAGCUGGACAAACUUGAAAAUUCAUGUGGCCUUUGAAUUUUCCUCAUUGGAAAGUACUAAAUAAAUAAAAAUUCAUGUGAAAAUGAUCACUGAUAAAUAUCUUCAUGGUGGGGCAGAUUAUUGGAUACAGAGAAGAUCUGCUCGGAAUUGCAACCAUAUGUUACGGAACUCAGCACCCACCAGAACUGUAAAGUUAUAAUCCCCAGAAUUAAAGUUUUUAUUAUUUUUUAUACAUUGUAAAACAUGGAUGUUUAUUUAUGUGGUUAAAUUCUAUUAAAAUUUACAUGCUAAAAUAAAA